CGGUCUGCGCAUGCCCAUGUCUCGCCGCCUGUCUGCUUGCCUGUCGCCUCGCUCUUCUGUCGGGUCCCGGUCCCUCACACAGGAACGGAAUAAAAGAUGGCGUUCACGUUCGCGGCCUUUUGUUAUAUGUUAGCCUUGCUGCUAACCGCAGCUCUGAUAUUCUUCGCCAUCUGGCACAUAAUCGCAUUUGAUGAGCUGAAGACUGACUACAAGAAUCCGAUAGACCAGUGUAAUACGUUGAAUCCUCUGGUACUUCCGGAGUACCUCAUCCAUGCUUUCUUCUGUGUCAUGUUCCUCUGUGCGGCAGAGUGGCUGACGCUAGGACUCAACGUGCCCUUGUUGGCCUACCAUGUGUGGAGGUACAUGAGCCGGCCUGUGAUGAGCGGUCCUGGGUUAUAUGACCCAACUACAAUCAUGAACGCGGAUAUCCUAGCAUAUUGCCAGAAAGAAGGCUGGUGCAAGCUAGCCUUUUACCUUCUGUCCUUUUUCUACUAUCUCUAUGGGAUGAUCUACGUACUGGUGAGCUCCUAAAGCAGCACUCGCUACCGUCAGGGGAGGGGAAAUACUGCAUGCGGGAAAACGAGCUACAGCUUUACGAGCUGGGAGACUUACCGAAAGCAGAGACCUUUAGAUUUUCUUCUGUGGAGUUUUAAAAAGAAUGAUGAACACUUGAGCCCCAUUAAAUCCUGAGUACCACUUUAAACAUGUUAUCCUUAAAAAUGGUAGCUUCAACUUUAUCCUUUUUAUUACUACUACCUGCAGGGAAAACAGCCAGCUAAGCCAGGACGUUUCUUUUAUUAUUUGAAGGUGUUUGACUUUAAUGGAAGUUUGAAACAUUGCAGUCAUUGAUUUUUUUUUUCCUGUUAUGGAAUAAAAACUUUUGAUCAUUAUUAUACUUUGUUUACAAAACAUCUUAGGACCUUUUUGUGCUAUUUCAUUAAACCAAAUUUGUCCGUGUAGAUCAGAUUUGCAGCUGUUGUCUGUCACAAAACUAAUCACACUGAAUUGACUGUAUCGUAAAAGUUUAAGUGAAAAAACUACAAGCCAAAAAAAACUCAGCACCGAGUUUGUGUGAAACUCGUGCAGUGUUUGCUUUUUUAUUAUGUACUGCUUUGCAGUGAGUACUUUGGGGUCGAGGCGGAUUUAGAAAAAACCUUAGCACACAAUGAUCCUUUGGUUUAAUUUUUUCUCCGGAUAGUGCGUUUUGUUUAGUGAGAAGUUGUUAAGUCAUUUUUAAGUAAACCCAGGUUUUCCAGUUUCACUUGGUGAAACAGCUUUAUUCGAUGAAAAUUGUAACCUUAUGAAUUUAAUGGUGCACUUUGAAUUUUUACAAAAGACAAUCAGUACUGAUACCUGCAAGUGGCAUUCAGCUAAAUUUCAAUUGCUCAUUAUAAUUCAAGUCUUCUAAGACACAAUAGACUUUUUUACUGCUGUUAGUAGCUAUGCAGUUGUUACUUCUUUAAUGGAACUCCAUCUCCUAAACUUGUCACCUUCCGUGCUACAAUGUGCCCUUGUGUUUAGUAAAUUUCCUAAGAGGAUAAUCUAGUUGAUUUGUUUUUUUGUUUGACAAUGUUUAGCUACAUUUUCCUAACUCUCAGUUUAUAUAGUUUAUCAAAUCUCAGAAUCCAAGACCGACCACCCAUGAGUUCAUCAUAUAGUUUCUUUAAUCUUCAGUUGAUAAAACAAUCAUAUUAUGCUUUCAUCUUGGUAUGAUAGUGAAUGGUCUUGGUCGGGUGUAUGAGUCUGGCAUUAAAUAUGGAAUGGCCAUUAAUAUAAGAUGGGUGAUGCAAAUGAGACUGUGCAGGAAAUGUGUUCAAUACUAUCAAACAUGCUGAUCUCAAAAAACAGAAUAGUGGGUCCCAAGCUGCAUUAUGGUGUAAGAAAUUUCUUCCUAGUUUUUCUGAGCCAAUGAAUAUACGUCUGCAGGGAGAUACCACAUUUGUAAUGCAUGUAAACAGUCCAGUAGCGUAUCGUUUUAAAAGGAGUCAUGUAUAAAAUUUGUCACCUGCCAGAUUUCUAUAGGAACCUAGGGCAAACUAAGAAUGUGCUGGUUGUCUUUCUGUAAAAAACAAGAUACUCAAGUCAGUCAUGUUGAGUUGAUUGGACUUGCUUAAAAACUGCUUUGACACUCCUCGUAUAUUGCUUUUAAAAGAUAUUUAAGAGAGUUUUGAAUUGCUAGGAUUUGUUAGAAUUCUGCCUUUGCAGGGAAGUGUACUCUGAUAGCACAAGACGACAUGUUGUUGGCAGUUUUGGAGUUCACAACAGGAGUGAAUUACACAAGGUUCAGCCUUGGUGCAAAGUAAUAUCUUCCCUUAAACUUUCUUGCCAUAAACAUUCUGUGAAGUUCUCUUGCUGCCUGUAAACCUACCAACAAAUAAUUGAAUAUAUUAUAGUUAAUGUAACUCAAAUUUUAUUAAAUGUGAAAAUAGAUUA
This is a messenger RNA of Lepisosteus oculatus (spotted gar), 2433 nucleotides long. RefSeq names its product cornichon family member 1 (gene cnih1). Gene Ontology annotation, biological process: endoplasmic reticulum to Golgi vesicle-mediated transport. The record is from RefSeq and is a predicted model, not a curated record. Lineage: Eukaryota; Metazoa; Chordata; Actinopteri; Semionotiformes; Lepisosteidae. Gene Ontology annotation, cellular component: endoplasmic reticulum membrane; COPII-coated ER to Golgi transport vesicle.